Molecule: messenger RNA, 11996 nt
Organism: Xyrichtys novacula (pearly razorfish)
Lineage: Eukaryota; Metazoa; Chordata; Actinopteri; Labriformes; Labridae
Source: the annotation of a GenBank genome assembly
AUGACCGCCCUGCCUCGAAAGCCAACUCUGGUCCCACCGAGCAGAACUAACCCCCUAACUCAGCCCCUGAACGCAGCAUCUGAAGUGCCAAUUGACCGCAGGGGCCUUGAAAGACGCUACUUUAAGAAGUCUGCCUCUGAGCUGAAGGUCUUGUCCUACUCUGACCUCAAACAAAGUAAAUAGCUUAAAGAGGGUAACUUCUGAACCCUUACAAGUGACAAGCCUGACCUACUGAUAGUAAAACUGGGAUAUUUGACAAAAACAUAAAUACAACAUGCAUAAUCAUAGCAAAAUUUACCCACUUUUCAGCCUGUCGAAGCAGGCCGAUUCAAUUCACAUUCUAAAAGGACGAUUAUUCUAAAAAGUGCUGAGGAGCCAGUAUUUUAAGUUUCCCUUUUCAACCUGUAAUCUAAAAUUUAUAACACAUCUUUAUACACAUAAGAAAGAAGCAAGCUGUUGUUUAAAUAAUGCAGCUUUAGUUCUUUAUGUUCACUACCAAUAAAAAAAAGCAUUAAGUUAAAGCCUGCAAAAGACAUUAGUGUUGCUCUACUAAAUGAUCAAAGCAGCAGAUUGAGGCUGUUAAAGAGUCUGAUUUAGCCCAUAAACCACCAGUUGAAUGACUCUGCUUUAAAUGAUCAAUGCCCAUAAUCACACACAUGCCGCAGACAUGCACAAAUGCACACAUUAAUGUACACAUUCUGCAGAGCUACCCCACAGCAUUGGGAGGAUCUCAGCUCCAUCUACUGGUGGCACCAAGAAUAAGCUGCUCUAUUGUUGCUGAGGGGGAAAUAAACACCAACUCAGUCCCCUAAAAUCAUUUUCUCCACUGUCUUUGCCAAGCCUCCCUCCCUCUAUUUGCACCUCCUUCAAGCCAAGAAACUAAUCUGACAUGAUUAGUUACAGUUUGCCAGAGCUGCAGCUCGGUAUCUUUUAUCAUCCAUAAAGACCUUCUACUAUACCAAAGGAGGAGGAAGGGAGUUUCAAAUUAGAUUUGAUGCAAGAUUUGAUACCAGGCAUUUCACAUGGUGGCUGUUUGUAAAAAGAUGAUUGAACAAAACAAAAUUCCUCCCCAAAAUCUGAGAAAGAAGUGAACUUAAACCUUCAAUCAGUGUAUAGUUUGGUGGGCAGCAGUAACAUAUUGUAAAAAGAAUGAGUCACACAAAUGAUCAACAGCUGAAAAAUACAUCAGUAGAAUUCCUCACAAUAGACUGUACAUGAAACUGAACUUUAACUUUCCUUGAGGCCAAGAGAUUUAGAGCUCCCUCUGCUGAGUGGCUGCAGUAUAGCAGCCAUAUGCCCCGAUUCCACCACCGUAAAUGUCAGCACCUGUGGAGGCCUUUCAUUUUGGCUUCACAGCUCACAACUGGCAAAUAUGAAGAUGCAUUGUCGAUUUCAUAUACAGUCAGUGAGCCUAGCUUUGUUUGAAUGCUUUCUGAUCUGAACAGAUGGAGUACAGUGUGAUCUUCUUGUCAGGUAUUGGCAGUAAGAUGAGAAGCAAAAAAAAAAAAGGGUGGGUGGGGUGGGACAAUUUAGAUUUUGAACAGAGUAAAAGAUAUCGGAGAAAAUUUGCAAUAAUUCAUCUGCAAUCGCACACGACUGAGUAUAAUUCAGGCUAUAUUUGAACACUACAUUUAUUUCUCAGCUAAACUGCAGCUACAUUGAUGUAAAUUGCCUGGCCAGUAGUAGCCAGCCGCAGCUCUCACUUGCUCGUUGGCCUCUGCCAUUCAAGGGUUUACAAUGAUGUCAUUGGGUAUCAUAGCAUUGAAAUAUACGAUCAUCUAGCUGUUCCUCCUCCUGCUGUGAAUUGUCCUUUUUGACGGAUAUAUUUUAUGACUCAGUUUCCUGUUUUUACUCAGACAUUCUCAACCUUUUCACAAAUUCCUAUUGUCAGGCAACAAUUGUGUGUUCGGUAUAGGAGACUUUUUUAUUCGGUCAUGGGGAUGUCAUAUUGGCCAAUCACAGUGGCUCUGAUUUAUUCUAGUUAUGUCCCUCCUGCAUCCCAGCACCCAAUAUUCACAAACAAUGAAAAUGCUGGUUGGAGAAUGAUAAUUAAAACGAGGAAUAGAGUUUGAUUGAUUGAAGAUUUCUACUUAUCAUUUGAUAUUGUCUAAAUUUUAAUAAAAAGUAUUUUUUUGCUUAAACUUGUGGUGUAGCAAAGGUUGCAGUAUCUUGUAGGUACUGUAUGCUGAGUAGGCAUAUCUAAGAACCUCUCUUCCUUCAACAUGAUCAACAUGACUGUUUUUCAUCUGUGAUGUGAGUUUGCAUGAUGGGGGUCUAGAGUGUCUCAGGGUAUGCUCAUAGUUGUAAAAUGUUUGUUCGUUUAACAAUUAAAUAUUCAUAAUAAUUAGAUCUAUUUGAAUUAUAUCUGGAUUGCUGUUUCAUCUGGUCACCUUCCUUCUGAGAGAACUUAAGACAAACUAACAAAUGUAGAAAGCAGUGAGAAAGGUGCUGGCGAACUAUUUUAUUUAUACACAACACUUGAUUUGAAUACGAUGAAAUUUCAUGUAACAUUUGUCUAAAUAUAUAAUGUGAAUAAAACUUUUAUACCUAACCUUUUCUGUGAACAUAAUGUCUGCUUGAACACAUCAGCUAGACUUUUAACAUCAGUGGUGGUUGUUAAAUAAUGUGGAUAACAACUCCCUCGAUCACCAGCUCCUCUGUGACAAGCACAAAUGACGUUGCGGACCUCUCGGGUUGCACUACAGCAUCCUAAUUUAACUAUCAAGUAGUCAAGUCUAGUCUUAAACUUCAUGCAUUUCAAAAGCAUCUUUUGCGUUGUGUGAUGUUCUGUCUAAUACAAAAUCUAAACUUCAGCGACCACCACAGACUUGACAUAAUUUCUUCAGCUUCUCAUUAUACUCACUUCUAAAAAAAAAUCAACUCUUCUGGACCCUGCACCAAUUUUCAUUCUUAGAUUAAAAAUAAAUUCAGCUUGAAAGAUGACCCAGAUGACAUCCCUGCAGUUCAACUUCGAUCAGAGCUCGGAAAGCUUCCUCUGAAGCCAGGGCAGACUCUAAACAGUUUUAUUUUAUGGGGCGCAGUAAAUUCUAUGACGAGUAAAGUGAAUUUUAUGUCCAAAUGUGUAAAAACCUCUUCGCUAUAAUCACCAAUGCCCAUAAAGAUCUGUGUUUUCUAGGGUAUCAUUCUAGUUUCCUAUCCAAAUUUCUGGGUGUUGCGUUUAUCUAAAAAAGUGUAUAUGUUUGUGGCCUUGUUUCUUCAUUCAUAUGACUUGGUGGUGUUGGCGUCUUUAAACUGCUGUGAGGAUAUAUUAGCUGGAAUCGGAAACUGAUGACUCUAUAUGGCCUAAAAGACUAAUUGUUUUAUACAUGUAUUGGCAUUGACAUUGUAACCACUGCCACCUUUGACUACAUUCUUCUUAAUAUCAGAGAUUUGAUUGGUGAAGUUUGUAACAAUCAAGUACAGCACAGUGAGUUUCUUCUUCAGAAAACAAAAUUAAGUGUAUACAGGGGAGUAUCAGCCUAGAUAGAAGAUGAACCACUUUGUUUGAGUAACCUAAAUUACCACAAAAUGAAAGUUCCCCACGGUAGCUUAAGGUACAAGUUAUAAAAAGAGAUAUUUAAAUGCCAUCUGAGGCAGUAUUAAGCAUUUACUUAGAUGUGGAAGAUUAACAUUGUUGGAGCAACUCAGACGACAGAAUAUUGCAGAAUUGCAGUGUGAGGCUUGAAGCUGGUAUCGCAGUUAUUUUGACAAUGUCAUACAUUACAAUAGGAUACAGUAUGAAAAUGAUCCAGCUGGUAGGUCAAGUGCCCUCUUGGGUAAAUCUCUCUUGGACUCAAGCGUAGCACAUUUUAACCUCCUUCACAGUUGUACUGAUACGUAAAAACACAACAAACUAACAACAAUCUGCAUGCAAACAGAGUAACACAUACUUAAGAAAACCACAAACAGCACACACUGCACAAUACCCAUAUUACAUGAGAACUGCACAAAUCUGAUAAGAAUAAGAAUAACUUUUUAACUGAUAUGAACAAGUACAUCAUGAAGUUAUUGCCAAAGCUUUAUAAGAAACACAGUUAAAAAUGUUAUUUAUUUGGACACAAAUUAGUUAAGGUCUCAUUUAGGGAACCCGUGUCUUUUGCCUAAAUGUGAGAGGUAUGAAUGUAGAACUGUGUUUAGCUGGUCACAACUGGCAACAAGUUUAUGCUUUUCUUGUAACCCCCAAAAGCCAAGAAGGAGAAUAAUUCAAAUAAAUUGUACAACUUGUAAAUGCUCCUUCUUAAAGCAAGAGCUCGUGGGAAACUUCAUGAGAUUACAUUUCUCAUUGUUGUGGAAGGAUAUUUCCUGGCACUCAUCAUCUAAAUGCACAGGUUUCAGAUAACAUUCACAGAAUAUUUACACAGGUAGAUAACUGUCUCUGUGAAUCAGCAUAUAAAGUUAUGAGUCUGUAAAUGUUCUCCCAUCAUGGUACAAUUACAGACAAAUACAUCACUUUGUUAUCAAUGGACACUGCUGCUCAUGAAGUGAUUAUACUAAAAGAAAUAAGCUACAAGAACCUGCAAAGAACAGUGACAAGACAAAUCCUCCUCUUUUUAGAAACCCAAACACGGUCCCUCACAGCCUCUAUCUGUACCUGGAUCAGAAAAUGAAUUGCUGCCGUCUGUAUAAAGGAUUCCCUCCAUUCUCAUACUGUCCUUCACCAAGCAACGCACUAGUAGUCAUUUUCUGACAUGAAGGAUCUACAGCACAACAAGCUAACAAGUCCUUCCCAGUAUUUUUAUUUUUGGUCAAGGAAGUUGGGUAAUUUGAGCACAUUUGAGAGUCAGUAUUUUGCUUUCCUGAUGAGUGGAACAUGAUGUCCUGAUGGAGCAGUGAUUUGCUUGAUAACAUCACACAUGCAGUUACAGAGAGCGUCUGUGAAGGGCUAAUAGCUUCUCCAAGGAUGGGAUCCAAGCUCAUUUGCACCAUGCAAAUCCCCCUUUUUUGGAGAGAGCACUUCCAAGACAACCACAAUGAUUUUCAGUGUGCAUUUGUGGUAACGAUAUAGGUUAGAUAGCUUUCAGAAAAAGAGCAUGUGUGCAAAGGAAGACAGAAAAUAAAAACAAAAAAAGAAGGAAAGGGAAAAAGAUGUUAUUCAAUAUUACUUAUCUCUUUGAGAUCCGCACUGUGACGUUCUGUACCAGGCUGUGAAACACUCAAAUUAUUCUUUUCGUCUUUUAUUCAUGACCUGCGGGACAUCCUGACUUUCCCUCUUACUGCUUUCUCCAAGUCAAACUCAAUCUCCCUCCUCGCCCUUGUUUCUCUUCCCCCCUCUCUCAAUCCUUCUCUUUCCCUCCUUCUCUUUCGCAUUUUCCUCAUUCUUUCAUUUCCCAUCUUAUCAUCCCCAUGUGUGAUAUCUCUCUGAGCUCAUGCAUUCAUGACUGAUUACUUAUUUACAUAAACUAUAUAAUGCAGUGCUGGGAAAAGGGUGGCCUUAAGAGCUUUGACAUGCAUGUUUUUUAUGAUUAUGAUUACUGGUAAUUAUGCAUUGAUGGAAACCACGUCCAUUUGCGGUGUAGUAUGCAGAUAUUUUUAUUUAAUGAGCCUUACAGGACAGCUAACAUUGUAUAUGAACAAUUCGUCAAAAAUGUAUUUUACUUACCAUGUUGCUAAAACCUAUAGAGUAAUACAUUAAACAUUGAACUUUUAAUGUAUCCCCUGCAAAAUUGAGUAAUUUGAAGAGGGUCAGAUAUAAUUUAAAAGUGACUUUGUUGAACUGUAUCCCUACUUGGAAUUUAUAAGCAAAGAGGUAAAUUACCAUUUUAUUUUUGCUUUGUUUUCAUUUUACAUUUUUUUCAUGUAUUUGGUCACUCAUCUAUCUCCGGUUCUUUAUUUCUGAGAGAUUACUAUAUGUUGUUGAGGGGUAAUUGGCUGAAUUAAGUCAAGAUCCUUAAUUUUAUUAUGUAAUUAAGUAAAACAAAGUGAACAAACAACCGCAGAUGGACAUAAGAAACAAAAAAUUCAAAGUUAAGGAGAAUAUGUGGUUGGGUUCACAUUUUACAGUUACUACAUUUACAUGCUGUUAUAAAAAAAAUAAAAAUCAAUGCACUGAAUAAGUCGCCUCUAUCAUGUACGUUUAUAUUGGACCUAUUGCUGCAGGUUGGCCUGGAGGUUUAAUGGCAUAAACGAGUUGCUAAGAAGCUUAAAAAAAAGAUAGCGUUUUCAUUUCAUUUCAUUGUUUUGGUGAACCAGUAGAUGACCCACUGUUUAUUCAGCAGAAACCCAGAAACGAAAAGUAGUAUGAUUAAUGGCUGUAACUUUUAAAGACUGCUUACAUAAUAGAGCCCAGAGAUUCACCAUACCAAAUAAUAUACUUGCUUUUCUUCAUUUGUUUUUCUUAAUUUGUUGUGUUUUAAAGGCCUGCCUUACUGAUCAGAUGCAAAUGUUCAGCUCAUUAGUAAUCUAAAGAAGCAUAUUGCAUCCAAUAAGGAAAAAACAUGCUUUAUUUUUUCAAAAUUUACUGGCUCGUUAUCUCAAAAUUAUUAGAAAAAUUGAUGGAUAAGAAUUUUUUUCACUCUUUUUCUAAACUAGCAAGAUAAUUAUCUAAGAAUCAUGAUAAAACUUGUUUUGUAAAUAAAAAAAUGCAAUGUUUCUGAAUAUAAUAUAAUGGAUACUUCCAAGAAAACAUUUAUAUUUUUCUGAUUUAGCAUGAUAACUGUCUUAUUAAUUCAGAAAAAUAAGGCAAGUUUCAUAGACAGGUUAUUUAGUAAUUCUGUGAUAAUUAUCUUCAGAAAAAUAAAGAUUUUUUUUCUCUAGGUGAAUGCAAUACACUCCCAUAGCCUUUUUUUAUACCCCUCUUUCUUGUUCAGUUUGCAUUCAAUACAGAUGCCAUGCUUUCCUGACCCUUCCCAAAGAAACACAUCUACAGCUCUUUGUGAGGAUAAAAAGAGUGAAUACAUUCAAGAGGGAGGUGACAUUCAAUAACUACAGUAUAUGUAAUGUGAUCUCGAAGUCUUCUCCUCAUUUAUUCUAUUAAAACAGCAUCGGUCAACCAUUACAGAUUCAGCUCAGUAUGUCCCAUCUGCCCUGUUACAAUUGUUACAUAACAGUGAAUGUGAAUUUGCAGUUCUGUACCAACAGAGUGAAUCAGAUUCUGGAAAUGUCAGCUCUCUAUUGUUGACUCAGGAUCGAUAGAGGCAGACAAGCAGUUAGACAUUUGGUCUUUCAAAGCCUAAAUCUAAUACAAUAAUGUUCAUUCUGAGUUUCUGUGCAGUUUCUAUUGAUAGCCUGUCAAUGAGCUGGCAAGGAAUGUUUUGUUGAAACUGAAGAGCAUAGGGAAACAAUGUUGGUGUCUCAGAUUGCUUAAGUUUGCUGAUUGUACUCUUAUUCUAGGUAAUUUUAUUGUACACUAUACCGUCUCCCUUCAGAAUGAAGUAUACUUUGUCCAUAUUUAUGGUUCCGAUAAAACCAAGUAGAUUUUGACUGAAUAUCAAAAGUCUUAAGGAAAUCAACAAAAUAUGACCCUCUCUAGUUGCAUUUGCAAAAGUCCAUUGUAUAAGCAUCUGACAUUUUAUGUGUUUCAUCUCAUUUAGUCAAUAACACAGGUGUUUGUUCUUCUUCCACCUGUCCAGACCUACCUCUGUGCCAGGUCACGUAACAACACAUGAACAGCAGGGUCCUCUUUGACAGGUGCAUUACCCAGAAGUCCCCUCUCACCUUUUUAUGUGCCUCUGUGUCCCUUCAGUGACGUACGUAUCGAGGUAAAAACAAAAUACAUGUCACUGAGGUUGUCGCUGUGUGGCUAGCCCUUUAGCCCUCCAACACCGUCAGUUCUGCAGCUAACAACAAUCACCCUGUCUCUUACCAUAAUUAGAGAGGAUGGCAUGUUGAUCUGCACACACUGUAGAGUCUCUGCAAGCUGUGUCCACAGAGGUCUCAGAUUUUGUUCCAUCUGCUGGUGACAAAAGGUGUGAAUAUGAAGACAAAUUUGGUAUUAAAAUGUAUGAUCUCUCGAGAACAAAGGUCAAUAAUAACAACUGUGCACAAAGUUCUGACAGCACUGUCAUAUUUUCUGUCAGAGGAGUGCAUCUGAGGUGGUUAGAUAAUAAGAUCAACUCAUGUCUUUGAACUUUCAGCCAGAGUGAUGAUGUCUGUGUGUGUGUGUGUGUGUGUGUGUGUGUGUGUGUGUGUGUGUGUGCGUGCGUGCGUGCGUGUGUGUGUGUGUGUGUGUCUUGUUUGGUCUCUCUGUAAAUCUGAGUAAAAUAUAAUGUGCAUAUGUUAUCAUUGGUUUUGUUUGAUAAUCGGAAAAAUUAAACAGUAAUUUGUUGAGUCAUUUAGCAACAAUAGGAAUAUUCAAAAAGUACACAAAUCACUACAUAAUACUUGUGCAUGUAGUCUAACAAGAAUGUACUUCAACUUUGUCUGAAGCUGUUUGAUUUAUUAUUUCAGUGUGUUUUCCCCCCUCAUCAUACAACUGCACAGGGCCCGCUAGAGCCAUUUCGGUGCACUAGACGGGAUAAGGAUCUGGACCCCACCACAAAUAAUAAAUAUGUAAAGAAUAAAAUAAAAAUGUAAAAUUAAGAAAAUUGUGUAAGGUCCUGUUGAGGUUUUAAGUAAAUACUAAAUCAAGUUCAAAUACUCCCAACAGCCUCCACAACCUGGUUGAGCAUGGUUUUAUGACAGAGGUCUGGAGGUCAGCGUCUAGCUCUUCAGGCCUUUCCUUGGAUUCUGUAAAUCUCACAUGGGAGACCUGGGCUGAGGCAUGAAUGAUUAUAGAGAUGGUCAGUUAUGGAGUCAGUUUGAAAGGUGAUAAAAACUUCGAAUUGACCAAUUGAGAAUAGCCAAAGGUUUGGGUCAACCUCCGCUUGGGUCAGUGGUGUAACCUGAAAGUCUAAACAAGUCUGGAAAAAUGUAUAUGACUCUGUGUCGUGGGACCAGAUAAGGAACCUUUCCUGCGAGGAAUGUGCGAGUUUCCCACACAGGGUUGUGUUGAUGCUAAAUCACUUUCAGAGCUUUGGCUUCAUUUUAAGGACAACACUUGCUAAAUGAAAUGCCAGAUUUCACUUGUAGUUAAGUAUUCUGAUCCUGUUUCAUUACAACUGAGGGUUUUUAUCCCAGUUAACAGACUGAACAAAUCAUUCAGUCUUUUCAAGCUUUUAUAUAACCUCCAUUAUAUCAUUAAGACUUGGGCUUGUAUGAAUUGGUGGAAUUUAUGAUUUCUUCAAAGUGGUUUCAUACAGGUGAAGGUAUAUUGUUGAAAAAAAAAAUAAGUAUACUCGAUUUUACAAAUGAAACCCCCUAAAUCUUCCACACUGGUGCUGAAACACGCACACAGUUAUGAUGACCUCAGUGAUAACAAUGCAGUCUGGCUUCGCUUGCACAGAGUCACAAUAACCAAAAAGUGACAGCACCUCAUCAGUGCUGGUCUCACAUGUUUAAAGAUGAACGCUGUCUGAGACAACAAAACAGACUCUGAAAGCCUGUACUUAAUUUAGAGAUUCAACUGGACACCUUGUCAAGAGGUAACCUUAGCUGUCUGCUCUUGCCCGUAACACUGUGUAGAGAGUGGCCUUAAAACUUCCAUCAGGUGCUGCAUGACCCAUGUGGUUCGACAGGUGGUGAGGUUGACAGAGAUGUGGACCUUCGCCAUGACGGUGGCUGUUCUGAGAUACCCUCUGUCUCUCUGCUAACCCCACAUGAACAGGUAGGUGUGUUCUGUUGAUCUCAUCUGUGGCCAUAUUUAGCCUUUGAGUGUGCGCAUAUAGCUACAAAGGGAGACUUAUAUUAUACCUGUAGGAAAAUGUAUGUAUAUAUGUUUAAGUUUACAUCCUCAACAACAAAAAGCCUUGACACCCAAAAACAAGAAAGAUGGCGGCAUCUACAGAUAAAUAUUGGUUGUGUUGUGUUGUGUUUAGAAUGCAGCACAUCUCCAUUCAGGUCAGGCUCAGCCAGAUGCUCAUGAAUACAGUUGUAACUCGCAGACCUGCAAGGGUAGUUAUACGUACCAAAGUUUUGGAAAGCUCAAGGUCACUUCCUGUUUAUUCUCACUUGGUCACAUACUUGCUGUCAGGCCAUUGACUGCCUGGCUGACCCUUCGUUCUAGCUGUGGCAUUCGACAUGACAGUUACAGGGUUUCACUUCAUAUUCAUUUGAAUCAUCAUUUCUUUAUUUUUUUAAUGCCUCAUUAAAAUUAGUAGGGCUGUUGUUCACUUAAUUUUUUUAUUCCCCUUGGGUUGGGAUGCACUCGCAAGACAAGGUUAACACUCAAUGACGCAAAUGUGAUAAUUAAAUAAAAACUUUGGACACCUGUCUUCAUACUGAAGCUUAACAAACUACAAAAAUAGCUCUGAAACUAGAGAUGUGUGUUUGUUUGAUUUUUUACCCCAAGUGAUGCGCCCAGUGCUCAUUUUUUUUCCAGAGCCUGGACUUUGUUUUCGGGGUUAACACCAUCUGUAAGUCUUUUCUUAACAAGGUGAAUUUGUAGGUGAGACAAUUGCUGUCCUUGUCCAAGUUUACAUGCACUGGGCAAGAAUCUAAUUAUUGACAGAAGCAUGUCCAUUUUUGCUAGGUGAGGUGGCAAAUCCUGCUUUCAGCUUGUAACCAUCAGACCAUCUAUCGUACAUGGUAGUAAAUGGCUGAUGGGAUGUCACUUUUACAGCUCUGUGCCAUUUAUGACGAAAGUCUCACAUGUUUUACAUCAUUUCUGUGUCUGACAAGUUUUUGUUUACCACCUGCUUCCUAGCAAUCCAUUUAAAAGUCCAGUUUCAGUGAGACUGAGGCUGUAUGACUUGAAUGUUGAGGCAAGCUACCUAGCCUAGCAGCAUGCGGCUAUUUUUCUUUGCUCUGAUUAGCCAAAGAGUUGUGGUAACAAAUUAUAAAAUUUAACUCAGAAAUAAAGCUGGAACAAGGUUCCCAACUAAUUUGCAUAUAUAAUGGUCUGACAAUGUCAAGGCACCACAAACACAACAACCCCACAUUGCUCUUAAAGGUAAUCUGGUUUCUGAUUAGGAAAGGAGACGUAAUCUCAGUGCUGCUCGAGCUGGCAAAAACAAUGAGCACAAACUGAAUUGUGUGUUCUCCAAUGGGUGAAACAAAGGGAAAGAAUUCAAAAGGAUCCCUGUGCACAUCUUAGCUUCAAGAGAAGGGGUACUUUUAUCACAGUGAAAAUGCAUGGCAUGAGAAAUUGCAGGAAAUAGAUGCCUUUGUGAAUAUGUGUUAAUUAGGGACGAACACUUCCAAAGCCAUAAUUAGUCUGUGUCCGUUGUCCUUCUCCUUAGCCUCCCUUCCUCUCUCAAUGUUCAGCUGGAAAAAAAAAUCGGGAUAAAGAGACGAAUGGCAACUAAAAAUAACAUAUCUUCUUGUGAUCAUUAAAAUGAGAAAGUAGAGGAACAGCUGUUAAGAACAAAAUAAACACAUUAACACCAAAACUCUGCAGUGUGCAAUCACAGAGGCCCAAAGAGACAGCUGUCUGCCUUUAAUUACAACAAUGUCCAUUUCCCUUUCGUUUAGUAUUGUUACAACUUUCAUUCUUCUUUGUCUGUAUUCAAAUAUAUUUUUAUCAUAUUUCUUCAGAUUUGUUUUUCUUCAAAAUUCAAUACUGUAUAAAAUUCCUGAAAUUUGAGAUGUUCACAUAAUGCAUCAUUUGCUCUGUAUAGUUCAGCUCAGGCAAUUAGUUAUGAAAUCCUAAAGUAUGAUAUGCGUUCCAAUUUUACAGCAUUAUUCUUAAACAUUUUCAACUUUUAUGACAAGUACUCGCGGAUUUUUCACUGGAACAAAUUCUGUUAUUCAUAAUUUACAUCCUGAUGCUAAUUUCAUGUUUUUUGUCCUGUCUCAGUGGUGUAUGAAUGCUUUUUGUUUCUGCCUAGCUCCUACAGCAACAUGUCUCAAAGAAGGAGGGGGAGGUCCUCUCUGACCAGCAGCUCUGUAACCAGGAAGGGGGCUCUAGUCUGGACCAAGCGGACCCAGAACCUCUAGAGUUCAAAGAGGAACAGACCAACUCUGCACUAGUCAAGAUGGAGAGCAGCUUAAAGCAGACCAAGAGACAGAAGACAUUGAGUUGA